Molecule: messenger RNA, 588 nt
Organism: Arabidopsis thaliana (thale cress)
Lineage: Eukaryota; Viridiplantae; Streptophyta; Magnoliopsida; Brassicales; Brassicaceae
Product: reverse transcriptase family protein
Exons: 3
Coding region: 90-446 (118 amino acids)
Source: RefSeq, marked reviewed
CGCACUUUAUGUGCAGUUAAACUGUAUGUUAUCAUUCAGAGUUUUACUAAAUGUUCUAUGUUUGUGUAAAUAAUCCAAUUUUUAGUUGAAUGUGGUUUCAUUUUACGGUUUUGAAAAUUGUUAAGGAUUUUAAAGAAGUAGGCGGAAGUUACGACCGAGGCGCCUCAAUGCCUCACAUGGACGCACGUGGACUACCGGCAACAGCACGUGGACGACGGCUGUCGUCGUCCUCCGGCGUAUUUUAUUAUUUUGCGCUUCUAAUAUCCUCGUCUCGGGUACAGGAGCGGAACCAAAGAAUUCAUUCCUCCUCUCAGAAAACUUCCUUAACUAUUGUCAAGGAGAUUAAGGUUAUCUUGAAGGCGCGCCUUGAUCCGUUGGCUCGUGCCCAACGGUUAGCCAGACCGGGAUCGUCGGUUCUCUCAACCUGGUUUAGGUUGUUCGGGUAAGGUCUCUAUCUCCUUUUUUCCUUCCUCUCUUCCUCUUUCUUUUGGGGCCUGCGUGCCUGUGUUGGGCUUUUGCCUUGUUCUGUUCAGGCCUGUGUGCCUUUUUAGCCUUUUGGCAUUGUAUGUUCUCUUUUAAAGGAAAUUU